AUCCCCUCUCCCUCCUCAUCCCUCUACUCUGACCCUGAACAUUUGAAGAAGAUGAGCAAAUCUGUUCCCUCGUUCCUGCAGAACGAGCUGAGUGGCAGUGUGAUGACCAUGUACAGUGGGGACUAUGGAGGUGUGGAGGUGCAGGGGAACAUUCAGUUCUCCAUCAACUACGUUCAGAAGCUCAGGGAGUUCCACAUCUUCGUGGCUCAAUGCCGAGACCUGGCCGCCGUCGACCCUAAGAGGGGCCGCUCUGACCCGUAUGUUAAAAGUUACCUGGUACCUGACAAAGCCAAAAUAGGGAAGAGGAAAACGUCUGUGAAGAAGAAGACUCUCAACCCCAUUUUCAACGAGCUCCUCAGAUAUCGGCUUCGUAUGGAGCACCUCCGAACUCAGACCCUCAUUCUCUCCGUCUGGCACCACGACACCUUUGGCAGGAACAGUUUUCUGGGUGAGGUGGAUGUGGACCUGUCCAAAUGGGACUUUGACCACACCCAGAUGAACUACUUAGCUCUGAAAUCCAGGCCUACCUCCAGUCUGCAGCCCUCCGAUGACAGAGGGGAGAUGAAACUGGCCAUACGCUUCCUGCCUCAAGUCUCCCACAGCCCAGGAAAGGAUCCCCCCUCUAACAAAGGUGAGGUUCAUAUUUGGGUGAAAGACUGCAAGAACCUUCCCCUCAUCAGAGGGGCCACCAUCAACCCAUAUGUCAAGUGCUUUGUGCUCCCGGACAUGAGCAGAAAGAGUCGACAGAAAACACGGGUGCUGAGGAGUACGGUGGAGCCGGUGUUUAACCACACCAUGGUGUACGAUGGCUUCAGACAGGAGGACCUGAAGGAGGCCUGCGUGGAGCUGACUGUGUGGGACCGUGACAAGCUGGCCAGUAACCUCCUAGGGGGUCUAAGACUGGGGCCUGGCACAGGCAGAAGUUAUGGGGCGUUGGUGAAUUGGAUGGACUCGAAUGCUGACGAGGUAGCUCUAUGGGAACGAAUGAUGACCUCUCCAAAUGAAUGGGUGGAGGAUGUACUGCCACUAAGAAUGCUGACCACAGCAAAGACUGUGAUGAAAUGAGAACGACUGAGAGAAAGUCUUCAACCUGCCACAGUACAAAUAACGUUGUUGCGUUUUAUGUUAUAUACUGUACAUGUGAUGUGUAAUCUAGAAUAAUCAAAGACAUUUUAUAUUGAAAUAUAUAGGAAUGAAGAAGCUUUUGUAAAAAUCUGCUGAACAAGUUGAUCAAAUGUUAUAUUAAUGAUAAUCAUACAACCCAAAUAUUAUUUUUAUUAUCAGCCAAAACACACUUAUUUUCUGUGUUUAAUUCUCAAUCACAAUAAGUUUACUCACUCCAUUAUUUAUAUUUGAUAUGACAAUUUUCCAUGACAUGAAUGUACAUCCUAACA
This is a messenger RNA of Salvelinus namaycush (lake trout), 1394 nucleotides long. RefSeq names its product synaptotagmin-like protein 2. Gene Ontology annotation, molecular function: neurexin family protein binding. The record is from RefSeq and is a predicted model, not a curated record. The transcript has 8 exons. Gene Ontology annotation, cellular component: plasma membrane; exocytic vesicle. Gene Ontology annotation, biological process: exocytosis. The coding region runs from base 52 to 1065 and encodes 337 amino acids. Lineage: Eukaryota; Metazoa; Chordata; Actinopteri; Salmoniformes; Salmonidae.